GGUUCGACUCAUGACCGUAGUUUUUUCCGCAAAGCCUUCUACUGCGCACGCAAUUAUAGUUACACCAAUGCUCAAAGUAUACAUAUUAUAAUCUAUUUGGAAAAUUACAAAUAAAUUACGGCUAUUAUAGUGAAAUAAUACUUUGCUUUGACAAGUCGAUUUGAAAAUAUGGGAAUGGCGAAGUUUCCUGUUAUUUUCAUCGUGUUUCUUCUACCGCAUGUGUAUUCAGCUCCACAGUUGAUCAGCUAUAAAGAUGGAAAACUAGGUGUUAACUUCGCAGGCUACCAUGCAGCAGUUGGUCUUGGCGGUGUAUUAGGAAACGGUGCCAAUGGCGGGCUAUAUGCUGAAGCUGGCACACCUCAUGGUCAAUCAGCAAAGGCAGGAUUAGGAGGUGCUGUAGAUGCUAACGGUGGAACAUCAGGCGGCCUUUAUGCUGGAGCUACAGCUGGAGGAAACGUUAAGGCGGGCGCAGGUUUGGCGGGCGGUGUUAACGGAGGCACAUCCGCCGGUACUGGCUUUGCCACGGCGCAAGCAGGAAACCGUUAUUCCUCAUCUACCCUGUUCCAGACUGGCGGAAACACUCAACUUUCUUCUAAUGGACCUGUAGGACAAAACAAUAAUGAUGUACUUCCUAACAAAAACAUCGCUACAAAUGAAUUGAUACCACCAGCUGGUUCUUACAAGAUAAAAGUUAAAAGCUCCGGUGUGAUAAAUGACAAUGCACCUAAUCAACAAAUCAAUGGUUUCCUUGGCGCUUCAAUCGACAGCAAAAAUGAUUCUCCCCAAUUAAUAGAAAAACGAAUAGACAUUGGAAAUGAGAAUGUAAACAAAGAAAUUACCCCAUCUGCUCAGUCAGUUGAUCAGAUUACAUACAGAAAGGAAGUUAAUCUCCAAAGAAAUCCAACAUUCUUUGAGGAUAUUUUUAAUAUACCUAUUGCAGCACUUACAGCUGUAAGAACCUUCCUGACAAAUACAGCUGGUAACACUAGCAUAUCUCUGCAAAAGUCAGCCUCUGUACAAGCAGAAACAGAUUUAAUAUCACCAAAGCAUGCAUCACCAUCAUCAGUCAAAUCAUCCGAUACGCAAAUCUCGGUUAAGACUCCGAAUGCGUCUCAGUUGCUCGAUGACAUAAUAGCGAUACCCAUUAAUACACUUGGUGCGGUAAAUAAAUUCUUAGAAAACAACGUUCCUGUAAGAAGAAGGGUUACUAUACAAAAUGGGGACGUACCACAAGUUAUUAGAUAUCCAGGCCGUCACGCGAGGAGACGCGCUUUUAAGAAAGAAAUCAUCGCUUCUCAAGAACAAAACGACAAUUUGGAUAAAACAGAGGCAACUAACUAAAUAAACUAAAACUUUGAAGUACAAAUACAAAUGUAGAGUUAUAAAAACCGGUUUAUUCGUAAUAAUAUAAUUUUUAAGUAAAUAAG
Molecule: messenger RNA, 1427 nt
Organism: Papilio xuthus (Asian swallowtail)
Lineage: Eukaryota; Metazoa; Arthropoda; Insecta; Lepidoptera; Papilionidae
Exons: 11
Coding region: 169-1341 (390 amino acids)
Source: RefSeq, a predicted model, not a curated record